CACAGUAUCUGAUGUGACUCAUCAUGUUUCGUCAUUCAGAUUGAUGACAAUUGUGGAGAGUAAUCGUCGAAUUUAACCUUGUAUAACAAUGGCUGAAGGUAGCGAGGGCAGCAAAACCAUCAGCCUGACGGUAAAGACCGCCAAGGACAAGCAGACGGUGGAGAUCUUGGGAGAUGCGACGGUAAAAGAGUUACGUGAAGUGGUCAGUGAAAAGUUUAAUGCAGCCCUGGAGCAAGUCUGCCUUAUAUUUGCCGGUAAAAUAUUGAAAGAUGGUGAAAAACUGGAUCAGCACAAUAUUAAAGAUGGUCUGACGGUACAUUUAGUAAUCAAGGGCGGUGGAAGUGCAGGGACGCAGCAGCCUAACAAUCGCCCUUCGACUACUGCUACUAAUAACUCGAGCUCGUCGACCACAACUCCAAAUACAGCAUCAAAUAAUCAGGCCAAUGCAGCUAACCCAUUUGCUGGAUUGAGUGGAUUAGGUGGACUUGGUAUUGGAGGUCUAAGUGGAUUGGGAAGCAUGGGGAUGGGUAACCCAAAUUUUCAAGAGUUGCAACAGCGUAUGCAAAGGGAAAUGCUCGGUAACCCAGAGAUGAUGAGACAGAUAAUGGAUAAUCCAUUCGUCCAGCAGUUGAUGAAUAACCCCGAAUAUAUGCGUGCCAUCAUUACAUCCAACCCACAGAUGCAACAGCUGAUGGAGCGCAACCCUGAAAUUUCCCACAUGCUUAACAACCCAGAGAUGCUGAGACAGACAAUGGAAUUAGCACGAAAUCCUGCCAUGUUGCAAGAAUUGAUGAGGUCUCAUGAUAGAGCGCUCUCUAACCUUGAAUCAAUUCCAGGUGGAUAUAGUGCCCUUCAGAGAAUGUACAGAGAUAUUCAGGAACCCAUGCUGAAUGCAGCACAAGAGCAGUUUGGUCCAAAUCCAUUUGCUUCUCUUGUAGGCAACAGUGCUGCUAUUGAUGCUGCCCAAGCUGGUCAUGAGAACAGUGACCCUCUACCAAACCCCUGGGCACCACGUGGUUCAACACCUGGUGCCCCGACCACAUCCGCACCUUCGUCAAGCACAAGCACCUCCAACACGAGCUCGACUCCAAAUACUACCUCUGCCUCAUCCACUUCAGCUACCCCAGGCUUGGGUGGACUUGGGUUGUCAGGGAUGUUGCAAAGUCCUGGAAUGCAGUCGCUGAUGCAACAGAUGAUGGAAAAUCCACAGCUUAUGUCUUCUAUGAUUAAUGCUCCAUAUACGCAGACCAUGUUUCAGAGUCUGUCAGCCAACCCAGAAUUAGCUCAACAAAUUAUUGGCUCAAAUCCAUUAUUUGCUGGCAACCAAGUUCUCCAGGAGCAGAUGCGAACUAUGCUGCCUACUUUCCUUAAUCAAAUGCAAAAUCCGGAAGUUCAGAGCUUUAUGACCAAUCCACAAGCCUUGUCUGCAGUUGCUCAGAUACAAAGUGGCUUAGAGCAACUGAGACAAACCUCUCCGGGCCUCUUCAAUACUAUGGGAUUAAGUGUGCCACCAGUCAUCCCAUCAGCAGGUGGCACAGGCCAGUCAACAACCACCUCCUCUACCAGUAACCCAACCACUACCACCACCUCGUCAACUACAGGCAGCACAUCCACUACGUCGACACCAAUUGUUCUACCAGGACUUGUUCCUGGUACUGAUGCUUUUGCAAACCUAAUGUCUACUAUGUCGCAGGCUCUAACUGGUGGUGGCGGCGGGGGUGGUGGUGGAAGUAAUGUCGGGAACCCAGAGCAACAGUAUGCGUCACAGCUGGAACAACUAUCUGCAAUGGGUUUCAUUAAUCGUGAGGCAAAUCUACAAGCACUUAUUGCCACUUUUGGUGAUGUCAACGCUGCAGUGGAGAGGCUGCUGGCCCGGCUAGAUCCCCAAAGCUAAGACCACGCCAGUCGUAUAUAGUAGCCCCAGAAGAUUCCUGUUCCUGUAUUACUUUUGUCUGUAUGGGGUAUCUGUAAUUGACCAUGUUGACCCUGUUAUAUAUUUUUUUCUCUCAUUUUGUAUUGAUGGAAUGCAUGUCACUUUCUGUAUCUGAUGAGAAAGUUUUUCAUUUUUAUUUAGUUUGCAUAUUAGUAAUCAUUGAUUAGACAGUCAUGUCGACGAGUGUGUGUGCAUCAUUCUUGUGUGGUGCAUUGUCAGUUGUUCAUAUCUGUAGCGUGAGAAGGCCAUAUGUCAUAUCUUAGGAAUUACUGUGUAUAUAUAUAUAUAUAUAUAUAUAUAUAUAUAUA
Procambarus clarkii (red swamp crayfish) is the source of this 2241-nucleotide messenger RNA. It is a transcript of the gene Ubqn, whose product is annotated as ubiquilin. Gene Ontology annotation, cellular component: cytosol. NCBI's taxonomy places the organism in Eukaryota, Metazoa, Arthropoda, Malacostraca, Decapoda, Cambaridae. Gene Ontology annotation, molecular function: polyubiquitin modification-dependent protein binding. Gene Ontology annotation, biological process: ubiquitin-dependent protein catabolic process. The record is from RefSeq and is a predicted model, not a curated record.